This is a messenger RNA of Adineta ricciae, 3063 nucleotides long. Lineage: Eukaryota; Metazoa; Rotifera; Eurotatoria; Adinetida; Adinetidae. The record is from the annotation of a GenBank genome assembly.
AUGUUCCUACCGUCGAAGAAUUUUUGGCAAGCGAUAGCUUUCGCGUGUUCCCUGUCAAAUAGUUCGCAUAUGAUAUUUUUCCACACGCCAAUUUAUAAAUUACUAUGUUCAUCGAGCAGACGACUUGAACCUUCUUCAGCACGGCGCUGUCCGAAUCAUUAUGAUAUUUCCCCCAGACCAGCUGUCGCUGACUUCAGUCGUCGUGUUCCUUUAAUGGGCAGCGAUGAUCCGAUUUGCAAGAUCUGCAAGGUUAUUUUGAAACAUGGCACGACCGCGGUUUUAGAUGGUCACCCUACUCUAGUGUCACAUUUCCAUACGCCGCAUCUCGGAGAAUGUAAUUGUGUCAUAGUUUCAGCUGCCAUAACCUUACAUGCCUCAAUACUUCUGAUGUCUUGUUUAGGUGAUGUGAGCUGUGCCACACCAUGUCAAAACGGUGGCAAGUGUACUGGCAAAAACACAUGCACAUGUCCUGCUGGUUUCAGUGGCGCAACUUGUGAAAACACUCAGCCUAUCUGCAAUCCUCCGUGUCAAAACAAUGGAAAAUGUGUUGCCAAAAAUACGUGCAAAUGUCCUGAUGGUUACAGCGGUGCAACUUGUGAAAUCGGCUCCAGUGGUUUAUCCAACGACCGGUACACGUGUGAAGAAAAGCCAGUGUUCCAAAUCACAUUUGGUGCCGGCUCUGCGCCAUAUUCGAAGGCAAAACCAUCUGACUUCAGUUUCAGCACAACUUAUCAACAACUGUUCGAACCCAAACCAAACGAUGGACAAUUUUCAAUUGUUAACAGUGUUCGACCAGAUCGCGAAUGGGAUGUGUGGCUCAAUGUCCCGCAAGAUCAUACAGGUGACAAAAACGGAUACAUGUAUUUGGUGAAUGGUGACUAUAACCCUGGUCAAUUUUACAAUGGCACAAUAAAGGAUUUGACGGUCGGCCAGAGAUAUGAAUUCUCGGUCUAUCUCGCUAAUCCUAUGGCAGUUUCGGGUAUUAAACCAAACGUUGUAUUUGAAGUACGCAGUACGACAGCUGACAAGACUUUACUUGCCCGACUAACAACAGGUGACAUACCAGAGGACAAGACCAUCACAUGGAGAAAAUAUGGUAUCUCAUUUAUUGCUUCAACCACGACAGUCAAUCUCCUGAUGAUUUCAAAUGCACCUGGUGGAUCAGGCAAUGAUAUUCUUAUUGACGAUAUCACAUUACGUGGCUGUUCAGGUGAUGUGAGCUGUGCUUCACCAUGUCAAAACGGUGGCAAAUGUACUGCUAAAGACACAUGCACAUGUCCUGCUGGUUUCAGUGGUCCAACCUGUGAAAGUGGUACAUUACACGAUUCUCCCUCGUCAAACACACCAAUCACAGAUGCUGCUCCUACUACAGCUGCUCCCAGUACAGCUGCUCCAGAAAAACCAACCACUGAAGCUGCUCCAAGUACAGCUGCUCCCAGUACAGCUGCUCCCACUACAGCUGCGCCAGAAAAACCAACCACUGAAGCUGCUCCAACUACAGCUGCUCCCACUACAGCUGCGCCAGAAAAACCAACCAACGAAGCUGCUCCAACUACAGCUGCUCCCACUACAGCUGCGCCAGAAAAACCAACCAAUGAAGCUGCUCCAACUACAGCUGCUCCCACUACAGCUGCGCCAGAAAAACCAACCACUGAAGCUGCUCCUGCUACAGCUGCUCCUACUACAGCUGCACCAGAAAAACCAACCACUGAAGCUGCUCCUACUACAGCUGCGCCAGAAAAACCAACCACUGAAGCUGCUCCUGCUACAGCUGCGCCAGAAAAACCAACCACUGAAGCUGCUCCUGCUACAGCUGCUCCCACUACAGCUGCUCCUACUACAGCUGCACCAGAAAAACCAACCACUGAAGCUGCUCCUGCUACAGCGGCUCCCACUACAGCUGCACCAGAAAAACCAACCACUGAAGCUGCUCCUGCUACAGCGGCUCCCACUACAGCUGCACCAGAAAAACCAACCACUGAAGCUGCUCCUGCUACAGCUGCUCCUACUACCGCUGCUCCCACCACAGCUGCACCAGAAAAACCAACCACUGAAGCUGCUCCUGCUACAGCGGCUCCCACUACAGCUGCACCAGAAAAACCAACCACUGAAGCUGCUCCUGCUACAGCUGCUCCUACUACAGCUGCACCAGAAAAACUAACCACUGAAGCUGCUGCCACUACAGCUGCACCAGAAAAACGAACUACACAAACGGCUAACAAGACUCGUCCGUCGAAAGAAAGCACCCGUCACCCACAAAAACCAACAACACAAGCUCCUCGCAGCACUCGUCCAGCCAAAGAAAGUACGCGUCAUCCACAAAAGUCAACUAGAGAAGCUGUGGUUAGUACGGCUCAAUCAGGAAAACCAACGGGACAAGUCGCCCAAAGUACUGCUCCGGCGAAAGAAAGUACUCGAAAAGCAGGACCGGAAGGAACUACUGUAGUACCAUCUAGCUAUCCAGGGCAAACUACCGCUGGAGUAGAUGAUGGUUCACCUGAAGAGGAUGAUAAUGGACAAUCGAGUGAAUCGUCAACCGUGGAUGACAGAAACAAGUAUGGUGGUUGUAAAGGAAAGCGAAAAGGUGUUAGCGAUGACAACGACGAUGCAUCAGGGGAUAUAGAUGACGAUCAGCAACCUGCAUAUCGCCGUCAUCCAUCUGGCAAAAAACGUUCUCGCAAUGGAAUCAAACGAAUUACCACAAGUGUAUCAGAUGUUACUCUGAAUAGCAAUACUUAUAAUGGUCAAUGUGGACAAUGUGCACUACGUUAUAUUUUUUCUUCAUUUAUUAUCGAGAAUGUUACAAUUGAACGACUAUCAAGAGUUGCUGACAAAAAGUUCGUUCUACAAUUCAAAGAAAGUUUAAAGCGUGAAAUAAAAAAACAUGAAGCAAAAGGAUUAAAACAUGUCAAAGUUACAAGUUUAACUACAUUUAAUCGUGAUAAUUUACUUGUGGAGUUUGUUUCUGUUGUCAAUCCAAAAUAUAAUCGACAAAUAAGAAGUGCUAUACAAAAAGCUCUUCUCACCCUCAAUCUCGACGACUCAUUCCAAAAGCAAAUCUAA